GUAUUAUAUACAUAAAGCUUUUAAUCCGCCAAAAAAACGUUUUACUCAUCUACGCAAAGAAACUUUGAGAGUGAGUAAAAUUUGUCAUGAUUUCGUAAUUAUCUUCAAUAUCAAAUCAUUAUUAUUUUUCUUAUUUUUUAAUUUUCUUCUCUCUUUUUUUUUUAGUUAAAAUAUAUCUGGUCCUAUGAAAAAAUUCCAACCAAAUGUCAUAUUCAGCAAGAACUUAAUACGUUAUAUAAAGAAGCCUUCAAUUAUAUUAAAAAUAAUGAAAAUUUAUCGGAAGCUUCUAAAUUGAUUACAAAAAUGUUGAAACACGAUCCUAGAUCUCAUAAGAUUUACGCUUUGAGAGGGACUAUUUUCAAACUUCAAGGUACGAGUAUUAAUCGAAAAAAAAAAAUAAAUGUUAAAAAAGAUGUUCUAAGUUCAGCAUUUUAAGGAAAAUGGACUAAAGCGAUCAAUAAUUAUGAGAUCGCACGAUUAAUGUUUAAAUUGGCGAACAUGCCGAGUUAUGAAGAAGUCGAUAUUCAUUAUAUCAAAUCGUUGAUUAAAUGCUAUAAAGCCAGAGGAGAUUGUUAUUAUGAGCAUGAAUUAUUUUUGCAAGCGGCUAGUGAUUACGAACGUAUCAUAGCAUUGAAGCCUUCUGAUACAUCGAUCAUCGAUGUAGAAGUAACUAAUAUACUCUUGUAGCUAAUUUAUUUUCGUGUUUACAUUAUCAACCCCUUGAUAUACAAAAAAAAAAAAAAAAAAAGAAAAAAAGGAAAAAAAAAGAGAGCAUAAAUAGAGCAUCUUGAACAUUUUAAACAAAACAGAAUCGACACAUGAGUGAAAUAAUUGAAUAAUUUAAUAAUGUACUAUACGGCGUCCACCGAAGACCGUUCCUGACGUCUCGCAGACGUCAAAGUCUACAAUGACACAUGAAAUGAAUGACGUCUCCCAGACGUCAUUGUAUGUCAAGGGGUUAAAAGAUAAUUUAUUACAAAAUAACGAUUUUUCUUUUUAUAUAAGAAUAAGCUUUUGAGAACGAUGAAAAAUUUAAAUAAGUAUGAAGCUUUUUGCUUAUACUGGUACGAAUUCAUGAAAAAUUCAAAUGCGAUGAGACUCUCUGAUCUUUUAACAAUCCACGCAAAAUAUAAAUUUUUCUUGAGAGACAUCGAAUUGACACGUGAAUUUCUUCUGGAAGCUCUCAUUUUAAAUGAGAAUAAUAAGGAAGCUCAAAAACUUCUACAGGUAUUCCUUAGUUACUAGAAAAAUAAAUUAAAUCCUUUAUAAUCUAAUUUUGUUAAUAUUUAUAUAAAAAACGAUAUAAUUAAACAAUUAUAGUAUUACUUAUAUUAACAUAUUACUCUACGAAGUAUAACGUAUAUAUUUAAAAAAAAACAAAAGUAUUAAAAGUAUAGAUAUGAAGUAAAAAUUAAUUUUCUGACGAUAAAAUGAAAUCAAACUCAAAGAAAAAAAAAAUAUACCGAUACGAACGUAUUUUUACGAACAUGAUUUUUUUAUUAAUUAUAUAUUUUAUGAAAAUACAUUGUGUAAUUUAAAAGUUACAUAGCAUUAGAGAGAGUUAAUAUAAAUUUCAAUAAAUAAUUAUUAAUUUGUACUAUAUAUAACAGAAGAUAUACGAACUUGGCCAUACAAUGGCAAUACAUGCAAUAAUGUGGUGCAUGCAUCGUUGUUAUGACAAAGCUUUAUACACGAUUCAAAAAGUCAGUAAUUACGAUCCAUUCAAUCUUGAAUAUAUUUUAUUAAAAGUGAUUAUAUUACGAUUGUCCGGACGAUUUAAGGAAGCUUUAGCGUGUUUAGGAAAAAUAAAGAAUAUACUGGAAAAAAAGAUCGAUUCGCCACUUGAAAUUAUAGAUUCGCUGAUUGUUCCUUUGCUUACCAUGACAGACAUAAAGAAACAAAUAAGAAAACAAUUUUUAUUGAUACGAUAUAACGACGCGAUACAGAAUAAAGUCAAAGAAAGAAAAACGAAAAGUGCACGAAAUUAAAACAGAAAAAAGGGAAAACAAAAAAUAAUAGGAAAAAUAUAAAAGUAAACUUGAAGAACAUAAAAAUUUAUUAAUAAAUUAUCUACAAUCCGUUGUUUUAUCAUACGGCUUUAAGCUUUUAAAUUUUUGAUAAUACGUGAUAUGAAAUACUACAUUGAUGUAUGAUAUAUAUUUCACUUUUUUAAUAACAAUCAUUUUCGGAUGAUAAAAUUUAAUAUAAAAUGUUUUCGUGACCUUUUAUCAAGUGUUAACAAUUGCGGAAAGAAAUUAUCAUUUACCCGUUUGAUUCACAACUUAACUCUACCCAAUACUUUCAUCGAAUACUUCGUCAUUUUUAACAUAAAUGUUUAAGAAAUCUGCUGUCAUUGGGAUAUAUUUCUAAAAACAAAACGGUAUCGGUCUCGUGCAAAACAUAGUGUAAGAUUCUUAACAAACUGCAUCAUACAAAAACGAGAAUACAACAUCUACCGGAAUGUGAUUGCGACGACCUUCUUAAUCUUGGGCCACAUUUUAAGACAAUAUAAAAGACGCCGAAGCUUCAAGAAAAUUCAGUUUUUUACUUCAGUUUUCUUACCGUGAAUGUAUAACUUCGUAGCAUUUAAACGAGGAAUCAUCAUUUCUCAAUAAGAACCCAAGUAACAGAAAAUAUAUUAAUUUUAUUAAAAAUGGAGUGGAGUGGUUUAGACAAAGUAGCUGUCGUAACUGGUGCCAGUUCUGGUAUUGGCAAAGCCAUUGUUGAAUUACUUGUCUUAAAAGGUUUGAAAGUCAUUGGGCUCGUUCGUCAAAUAGAUGAACUCAACGCACUCGCCGAAGAAUUGAAAUCGAAGCCAGGCAAAUUAUUACCUCUUCAAUGCGAUCUAACGAAUCAAAAUGAAGUCAUGAAAACGAUAGAAUGGAUUGAAAAAAAUGUAGGUUUUGCUAACAUAUUGGUAAAUAACGCAGCAUUGAAUCUUGGCACUGGUUUUUUUACUGGUGAAGUAGAAGAUUGGAAGAAAAUAUUUGAUCUUAAUAUUCUUGGUCUUACAUGCAUUACAAAGGAGAUUUUAAAGUUGAUGAAAAAAAAAGGUAUCGACAAUGGCUGUAUCGUAAACGUAAACGACACAUUUGGAUUGAAAAUUCCAAUGAAUCCUGAACGUCCAGCUUCUCCUGCUUAUAUAUGCAGUAAAUUUGCGCUUACAGCGUUGACGGAGUGUCUUCGUUUAGAAUUGGCACAGCUCGAGUCUAACAUCAAAGUCAUUUCUAUUUGUCCAGGAUUAGUUGAAACCAAAAUGACUCAACAAUGGUUAAAGGAAAAUCCACGUUUGGCUUUGCAACCCAAAGACGUUGCUGAUGCUGUUCUUUUCACAUUGCAAACACCAGAAAAUGUUCUCGUGAAGGAUCUUAUUAUUACACCUCUUCGCGAAAUUUAAGCUCUACAAAUUUCUGUGCUGGAAAAAUGUAGUAAAAAUAAAUAAAAAAGGAAUACGACAAUAAAAACUUGGACCAACUAUACAAGAUGGGGGUUAUUCAUGGAUUAUUUUAAUUGGU
This is a messenger RNA of Vespa velutina, 3515 nucleotides long. RefSeq names its product dehydrogenase/reductase SDR family member 11-like. The transcript has 7 exons. Lineage: Eukaryota; Metazoa; Arthropoda; Insecta; Hymenoptera; Vespidae. The record is from RefSeq and is a predicted model, not a curated record. Bases 2654 to 3397 code for a protein of 247 amino acids.